This is a messenger RNA of Eruca vesicaria subsp. sativa (arugula), 2181 nucleotides long. The record is from the annotation of a GenBank genome assembly. Lineage: Eukaryota; Viridiplantae; Streptophyta; Magnoliopsida; Brassicales; Brassicaceae.
CUCUCUCUCUUAAAUCCCCAAUUCUCGAUUCUAGGGUUUUGUCGUUCACACUAUCUCUAAAUCCGAAAUGAUCACCACAGUUCUCCGCCGAUCUUGCCUCGAUGCGUCAAGGCGGACACUCUCCGCCGCAUCGCUGCCCUCCAUUAACGCGGCUCUAUUUCAUCACGCCGCCGCCAAAGUCUCCGAUCUAGCUCCAACUGUCAAGCCUAGCUUCUCUCUCCCUCCGAUGCGGAAUCAUUUCUCGAGGGGAUUUCAUUUCCAAUCUGGGCCGUCGGAUUUCAGAUCGACGAUGGUUUCUCCCGCCGGAUUCGCGAUAUCCGAGACUAGCGACAGAGCGGUUACAGAUUCAGAGAGUGAUGGGCUUGCGAUAGCUGAGCUUGGGAUAUCUCCUGAGAUUGUAAAAGCUUUGAGUGCUAAGGGUAUUGAGAAACUCUUCCCUAUUCAGAAAGCUGUGCUUGAGCCAGCGAUGCAAGGCCGUGACAUGAUUGGUCGUGCUAGGACAGGAACUGGAAAGACUCUUGCUUUUGGGAUUCCCAUCAUUGACAAAAUCAUCAAAUUCAACGCUAAACAUGGACGUGGGAGGAAUCCUCUUUGUUUGGUUUUGGCACCGACGAGGGAGCUUGCUCGCCAAGUUGAGAAGGAGUUUAGGGAGUCUGCUCCGAGCUUGGAUACUAUUUGUGUUUAUGGAGGUACACCCAUUGGACAGCAGAUGAGGCAGCUUGACUAUGGUGUUGAUGUCGCAGUCGGUACUCCUGGUCGUAUCAUUGAUCUUAUUAAGCGAGGAGCUUUGAAUCUUUCCGAGGUUCAGUUUGUGGUUCUCGAUGAAGCUGAUCAGAUGCUUCAAGUCGGAUUUGCUGAGGAUGUUGAGAUUAUAUUGGAAAGGUUACCUGAGAAACGUCAGAGCAUGAUGUUUUCUGCAACGAUGCCGAGUUGGAUCAGGUCCCUUACCAAGAAGUAUCUGAAUGAUCCUUUGACAAUUGAUCUGGUUGGAGAUUCUGAUCAGAAGCUUGCAGAUGGUAUUACUACGUAUUCUAUCAUAGCUGAUCUUUAUGGUAGAGCAUCCAUCAUCGGUCCUCUUGUAACGGAGCAUGCUAAAGGAGGAAAAUGCAUUGUUUUUACGCAAACCAAACGGGAUGCUGAUCGCCUUUCAUAUGGCUUGGCAAGAACCUUCAAGUGUGAAGCCUUACACGGUGAUAUAUCUCAGAGUCAGAGGGAAAGAACACUUGCUGGUUUCCGUGAUGGCCAUUUCAAUAUUCUUGUUGCCACUGAUGUUGCUGCUCGUGGACUUGAUGUUCCUAAUGUCGAUUUGGUAAUUCAUUAUGAGCUUCCGAAUAACACGGAGACGUUUGUCCACAGAACGGGACGAACAGGCCGUGCUGGGAAGAAAGGAAGUGCCAUUCUCAUCUACAGUCAAGAUCAAUCCAGGGCUGUGAAAAUAAUUGAGAGAGAAGUUGGGAGCCGAUUCACUGAGCUCCCUAGCAUUGCUGUUGAACGUGGUGGAAGCAUGUUUGAAGGUAUAGGUGGUCGAUCUGGUGAGUCCUUUGGAGGAGGAGGCAUGAGAGAUCGCGGUUCUAGCUUUGGUGGCCGUUCAGGUGGUGGUGGUUAUGGUAGCAGCAGUGGCCGUUCGGAGCGUUCUGGAUUCGGGAGCUUCGGUUCAGACCGUUCCUCUGGUUUCGGGGGCUUUGGUUCAGAUCGUUCUUCUCAGUCAAGCGGAAGAGGCGGCUUUGGUGGUCGUUCAGAUGAUUAUGGUGGCCGUUCAGGCGGAUCUAGCAACCGCUAUUCUGGUGGUUCAGACCGUUCUUCUGGUUUUGGGGGCUUUGGUUCGGAUCGUUCUUCUCAGUCAGGUGGAAGGAGCGGCUUUGGUGGCUUUGGCUCAAACGAUGGUAAAAGGUCUUACUGAGAAUGUUAAGUGUUGGGUAUGUUUUGACCCGACCCGGCAAUAAGUGGUUGUCCUAGGAGGGAUUCGGUUUAUCCGGUAGAGUAGUUUACUAAGGGAUACAAGGAGUCGGGCUAUAUAUAUAAAAUCUGUAGUUAUGUAAUCAAAACAUACUAUUUCUUCUAAGUUUGUCUCUCUUCGGUUUGAUAUAUUUUUUGCUUCUUAAACCAGAAACUAAAUACUUGAGAAGCCGUGUGCUACGAGUUAAUCAACCAAGAAAUAAAUACUUGAAAAGUCUGUUGCGU